This is a messenger RNA of Jaminaea rosea, 285 nucleotides long. RefSeq lists its product as hypothetical. The transcript has a single exon. Gene Ontology annotation, cellular component: nucleus. NCBI's taxonomy places the organism in Eukaryota, Fungi, Basidiomycota, Exobasidiomycetes, Microstromatales. The record is from RefSeq and is a predicted model, not a curated record. The annotation marks the transcript as partial.
UUGCCCGACGCAGCGAUCGUGCUCGUUAGCCCCGGGUUUGUAUCAACGACGGGCUACAAUACGAAGGCAAUCAUUGGACGCAACUGUAGGUUCCUUCAGGGACCAUCUACAGCCCCUGAAUCGGUGCAAAGGAUAAGAGAUGCAUUGAACGCGGGACGAUCUUGCACCGAGGUGCUUCUCAACUACCGCCGUGACGGCACUCCAUUCUUCUGUCUUCUCUCUAUCAUCCCAUUGAGAGACGCAGCAGGACAGGUCUGCUACUUCAUCGGAGGACAGACUAACGUC